This is a messenger RNA of Thecamonas trahens ATCC 50062, 1205 nucleotides long. RefSeq lists its product as uncharacterized. The coding region runs from base 1 to 1122 and encodes 373 amino acids. The transcript is spliced from 2 exons. The record is from RefSeq and is a predicted model, not a curated record. Lineage: Eukaryota; Apusomonadida; Apusomonadidae.
AUGGUCUCCCCCGACUCGGUUUGGGGCGUGGGAACGCCGGACGUGCUGAACGCACUACGGAUGGCCCAGCUGGAGGAUGACAUGCCGUGGCAUGUACUUCGCUUUGUGGGUGACUUUGUGGUUGCACUCCUCGCGCACCUGGUGUGGUUGGCUGUGACGGUAGACGCGUUCCAGAUCCGGACCGGGGUGCCGGAUGGCAGCUGGGUCGAGGUCCUGUACGGGACGGCGGUGGGGAGCGGCCUGCUGAGCUACGCAGGGCUGUUUGCAAUGUGUCGGGCCCCGCUUGAGGUGUGGCUUCAUUUAUACACGCUGCACACGGGUGACCACUUCCGGACGGCGUGCACUCCGCUGGACACGAUCAACACUGCCAAGGUCUUGCUCAACGUGUGGAGCGCGGUUAUGGUGGUGUUGGCGGUGGGCGGCGGGAUCGCGGCCGGGCACGCGUUUCCGGCCGCAGGCACGGCCAACGCCCUCCUUGUGGUGGUGGUGGUGGUCGGCGCAGUCGGCAUUGCCAUGCUGUAUGUGGUGCUGGCGCGGGUUAGGCGGCGCAACAUUGCGUCGAGCACCCGGUUUCGGCUCCAGCCUUUCUCCAACGCACUACUGAAGCUGCCGGGGUUGGUGGCGAUGUGUGGGGUGAGCUGGAUCGGAUGGGCGGUGGCAUCGCGGGCAGGCUAUCCGCACCGGCCAAGCAUCAGCGUGGCGGCGUCGGAGGUGAUGGAGGGGCGAGGCAGCGUUGAGCCGUUUGGCAUCGACGUCUUGCAGCUUGUUUUCCACCUAGCGACCGGGAUAGCCAUUCCUGCGGCGGCUGUGCUCCUGCUGCGGCGGAUUGCACGAGCGGUGGCUACGCAAAAGGCGUUCAACGCCGGCGGGGCGGCGUACCCAAUGGGCGGCGGCGGGUCGUGGUCGUUUCCGGCCGGCUCGGCGUCGAAGUCGCGAUACGAGUACUUUGAAGAAGACGAUGACGACGACGACGAGUCUCGCGAGUCGGGCGACGGCUCGGGUGACGGCUCAUGCGAGCUCUCGUUUGAGGGAGGUGAGAGCGAUGACGACGGCGGUCGGACACGCCUGCAUUUGCCGGACUCGUCAUCAUCAUCAUCGAGCUACGACGGCUACUCGAGCUGACAAGAGCGAGCAGGAGGAGAGGGGCGACCUUGCUGGCUUUUACAUUCACACAUAUGUGACACACAUGUGGCCCAAGAGACGGG